UCCGCGCGCCUCCUCCUCCCCCCAACCCGGCGCAAAUCCAUCGCCGAGAUCCAAGUCCACACCACACCGGACGAGGAGCAGGUGAAGCCGCGCGCGGCAUUGGUGCCGGCGGCUGAUCUUCCCGUCGAGCGGCGACGCCAUCGCCGUGCGCCGGCAAGAUCCGUCCGCCCGAGGCCGCGACGCCGCCGUACGGAUCUGAUCCCCUCUCCCUCCCGCCGCCGCCGCCGGAGAAUCGAUCGUCGAUCUCCGGCCGUUCGCAUACCGCAGGUAUGCACACUGCGUGUUCGCGCGUGUCGCCAGCCAUCUCUCACCAUUCAUGCACUAUACCAGUCGGGCGCUUUAUUUACCGAGAGAGAUGGCGGCGUAUUAAUACCGCUGUCUCUAGUACAUUCUUCUUCCGCGUUUAAUUCGCGUUUCUGUUACGAGGAUGGAUAUCUAAUCUGAUCCUUCCCAGUCUGUUGUUAUCUUUUUCUGUUAACCAACCACAGCAGGCCGAGCAGUAGACAAGAUAGAGACGGAAGCGCGCUAGGGUUUCUUCGAUCCAUCUCUCGAUCCUCCCUCCUCCACCUCACCGGGGAAGAAGGCGGCGGAAGAUGUCGUCGUCGAGCUCCCCGUGCGCGGCCUGCAAGCUGCUCCGCCGCAAGUGCACGCAGGGGUGCGUCUUCGCGCCCUACUUCCCGCCGGACCAGCCCUCCAAGUUCGCCAACGUGCACAAGGUCUUCGGCGCCAGCAACGUCUCCAAGCUCCUCAACGAGCUCAACGCCUCGCAGCGGGAGGACGCCGUCAACUCGCUCGCCUACGAGGCCGAGGCGCGCCUCCAGGACCCCGUCUACGGCUGCGUCGCCUACAUCUCCAUCCUGCAGCACAGGAUCCGGCAGACGCGCGAGGAGAUCGCCAACGCGCGCAAGGAGCUCGCGGGAUACAUCGGCAACGCCGCCUACGCGCCCGUCGUCCCCGUCCCCAACGCCGCCGCGCUCGCGCAGGCGCAGUACGCCGCCAUGGGCCUCCACCCGCAGCAGCACCCCCAGCAGCAGAUGCUCGUACAACAGCAGGUGCCGCACCACCACCAGUACAACCAGCUCCACCACCAGCAGCACCACCAGCAGCAGAUCGUCGACGCGCAGCACAUGGCGGCCGCGGUCGAGGCGGCCACGCGGGGACAGCACCAGCACCAGCAGGACAUGAUGAUGAUGCGCCAGGGCUACGCGCCGCCGCAGGGCGUGCCCACGGUGGCGAUCGUGCCUCCGGGCCCGGGCUCCGCCAACCCCGCCGCGUACGGCGGCGCGCCCGCGCAGUUCCUCAUCCAGCAGCAGCAGCAGCCGACGCCUUCCGCCCUCACGACCUUCCGCACGGACCAGCAGUCCCCGCCGCCGCAGUCCUCGGGCCACUCCCACGUCGACAUGUCCCACGCGCCACAGCACCGGCAGCACACGGACGGCAGCGACGAGGGGAGCGGGGGCGCCCCGCCCUCGGCCUGACCGUGUGCUCCCGCGCCUGCCUCACCCGUCGCAGUGUCUCGAUCCAACAUUUCCCCCUAGCUUUUUUUCCCCCAUUGUUUCUUUCAAGCACUUCAUUUGUUGGUCACACGUCGUACGAGUCUUUUCAGUCUUCUUGAUCAUGUGAUAUCGAACUGGCGGCUCCCGGAAAGCAUUUCCAUAUGGCUCCCGGAGGCGGACAAGCUGGUGAUCUUGCUCAAGGCUCUUCAUCAGCUGCUUUUAUCCCUCACAAGAUUGGCAGCCAAAUAAAUGCAGGCCAGAAACAGAGGCAGCAAAGGGAAACUUAUGAACGGAGGUAGAGGUAGACAGAUAUCAGAGUGAGACAGUGAAACAUGCAUGCAAGGUGUGUGUGCAAUGGGGGGCAAAUGGUGAAGCACGCAGCCCGGGGCACAGUCAGCAAGCAUAAAAAACAAGACCACAAAGUUCAGAAUAAAGGCAUCAAAGGACUUAAUUCUUCUGCAUUAUUCUUUUCAGUUUAGUGUAGUGGCUUCAUGUUUUUUCUUCAGUUCUGGGCGGAUUUGUUUCUAAUCAUAAAGUUUACUAUAGCUUCUGUUUGGUUCUAGAAUAUAUUUUUUGAACCGGUAAAA
Molecule: messenger RNA, 2083 nt
Organism: Lolium perenne
Lineage: Eukaryota; Viridiplantae; Streptophyta; Magnoliopsida; Poales; Poaceae
Source: RefSeq, a predicted model, not a curated record